Molecule: messenger RNA, 1580 nt
Organism: Thalassophryne amazonica
Lineage: Eukaryota; Metazoa; Chordata; Actinopteri; Batrachoidiformes; Batrachoididae
Gene: tmem59
Product: transmembrane protein 59
Exons: 8
Coding region: 74-1039 (321 amino acids)
Biological process (GO): positive regulation of autophagy
Cellular component (GO): lysosome; late endosome
Source: RefSeq, a predicted model, not a curated record
UCGCGUUCUCGCGAGAUGACAGUCGGGGUUGAGGAGAAAGCGUAGCGUGUUUGUUUGGAUUUUCGCAGGCAAAAUGAGGGCUGUUUACGGCUUGGUUUGCUUUUUGGGGUUAUUUUCACACGCGUCGGCUUCUUCGGACGUGUUUGAUAGCGUGUUGGGGAACACAGCAUCCUGUCAUAAAUCCUGUGCGAUGACGUACGCUUUGCACACUUAUCCACGGGAGGAGGAACUCUACGCCUGUCAGAGAGGUUGUCGUCUGUUCUCCAUUUGUCAAUUUGUCCGCGACAGCGACGAUCUGAAUCAAACCAAAUCCGAGUGUGAAGCAAGCUGUCAUGAAGCCUACACCCAGUCAGAUGAGCAGUUUGCAUGCAAUCUGGGCUGUCAGAAUCAACUUCCCUUUGCUGAACAACGCCAAGAACAGUUGGAGGCCAUGGUGCCCAGGAUUCACUUGCUGUACCCCCUGACUCUUGUCAUUGGGUUUUGGGACGAUGUUAUGAAUCAGGCCCACAGCUUCAUCACUUCCUCGUGGACGUUUUACUUUCAGGCUGACAAUGGCAGAGUUGUCAUAUUUCAGACUGUCACUGAACCACAAGUCAGGUUUCCCCCCGAGUUUGAGCUGGAUGAAGAGGAGCCACUGAACAGUUUUACUAGUUUGAACACCCCAGUUUACAAAGAACACCGUCACACCUUAAUCCAAGAGAGAGACAGAAAUCUGAGUGCAGAUGGCGAUAAGGCUGAAAACAACUUCUUUGGUUGUCUCUCAAGCAGGAACCCUUGGAUAACUGGAUGGAUUCUAACCACAACUCUGAUCCUGUCUAUCGUGGUCCUGAUCUGGAUCUGCUGUGCCACACUGACUACUGCUGUAGAUCAAUAUGUAUCCACUGAGAAACUGAAUAUCUACGGUGACGGGGAGUACUUUCAGGAAAAGAAACUGACUCCAUAUCCAGCUUCCUCCCUUUUGAUCAUCACCUCCAAAGGGCUAGAGGAAGAAGCUGGACCACUCCCUUCCAAAGUGGACCUGGGCCAGUCCAACAUCUAGAAGCCAAAGCUAUUGGUGAAGGGAUGUGUUCAAAAUAAAUAGCUUUGUGUUGAUUUUUACCCUGUUGCACAAGAUCUGUUCUUCGUACGAUCUAUAGGAGUAAAUAUUUGUAGAACCUACCGGUAUUCUUUUCAUAUCUUUAAGGUAUUUAAAAUUGGAGUGAUGGAACUUUUUCUCCCCCUCUGUAUUUUAGUAUAAUUAAGAUAAUAUACAAUGGUGACCCUGGUACACAUAUGGUAUAUAUCAAACAAGUUAUGGAUUUUUUUCCUCCUAAUUUUGUUUGCAUUAACUGUCAAUGUGCUUAUUUUAUUUUGAAUGGUGAUUGAACUGUUUGCACCUUGAAGUGUGACAGGUUUAAUUUAAUCUCGCCACGUUUGGUAACGGAUGCUGACUCGCAUGAUUUUCAUAUGGAAAACAAGUUGAAUUUUACAGUAAAAUUUCAUGGUUUUUUCAUGUGAUUAGUGACGGGAAGUGAGUCUAACUGCUGUGGUCAGUUCUCACAAUGAAGGUGCUUCUGAAAUAAAGGCUGAGUAAAAUUCUU